AUGGGCAGACAAAAGGAGUAUCUGGAUAAACUGUCCCGCUUCUUCCAGAUCCGCAACCUGCUGCUUCGUCAAGCCUUAGCAGAGUGUCUUGGCACGCUCAUCCUUGUAAUGUUUGGCUGUGGCGCUGUGGCCCAGCGGGUGUUGAGCGGUGGUUCCCAUGGCUUGUUCCUUACUGUCAACUUUGCCUUCGGCUUUGCUGCCAUGUUAGGCAUCUUGGUCUGUGGCCAAGUGUCAGGCGGCCAUCUCAACCCAGCAGUAACUUUUGCCUUGUGUCUGCUUGGAAGAGAGCGCUGGAGAAAGUUUCCCAUGUACUUCCUCUUUCAGACAAUUGGUGCUUUUUUUGGUGCUGCUAUUAUUUUUGGCAUGUACUAUGAUGCUCUGUUGCUCCGUCCUGGAAGUUUUAAUUUUACUAGCAUUAACAACACGGCUGGCAUAUUUGCAACUUACCCUGCGAGGCAUCUCACACUUGUCAAUGGCUUCUUUGAUCAGAUUAUUGGCACAACAGCACUGAUAGUUUGUGUUCUGGCCAUUGUGGAUCCUUACAACAACCCCAUCCCUCAAGGGCUGGAGGCCUUCACCGUGGGAUUUGUGGUUCUGGUCAUUGGAUUGUCUAUGGGCUUUAAUUCUGGCUAUGCAGUCAAUCCUGCCAGAGACUUUGGACCACGUCUUUUCACCUCUAUGUCUGGGUGGGGGGGUGCCGUUUUCACGGCUAGAGACUGCUGGUUCCUGGUCCCUAUUUUUGCCCCAUUCCUUGGUUCCAUUCUUGGUGUAGUGAUUUACCAGUUGAUGGUUGGUUUCCACACGGAGGGAGAAGCACGUGACAAGAAACAGGGGACAGUCCAGGAGAACCUCCAACUCGCCAAUGUUGCUUCCUCAAACAACUCUAAAGAGGCUACCAAAGAAAUUUACUGA
Molecule: messenger RNA, 912 nt
Organism: Pelmatolapia mariae (spotted tilapia)
Lineage: Eukaryota; Metazoa; Chordata; Actinopteri; Cichliformes; Cichlidae
Product: aquaporin-3-like
Exons: 6
Coding region: 1-912 (303 amino acids)
Biological process (GO): glycerol transmembrane transport; water transport
Cellular component (GO): basolateral plasma membrane; plasma membrane
Molecular function (GO): glycerol channel activity; urea transmembrane transporter activity; water channel activity
Source: RefSeq, a predicted model, not a curated record